GCCAACUUAAACUUUGACGGGGGGAAAAGAGCCACCGGCACCCGGCGCGACCCUACCUUGCCCACAUCCCCUACCUCGCCGCCGGUAACGCCCCUUUCCCCACUGUUCCUGACUGAACUUUUCUUCAACUUCCGCGACCCGUGAGAUUCCCUCCUUCCCACCCCGGCCCUCAGGACCCCUGUGCCCAUCCCCGGGCCGCCGGGGCUGGGAUCCCUGGGAUCCACUAGAUCCCUGACUCAGAGACUCUUGGUUUCCACUUCCCAGGUCUGUGAAUCCCUCGGGCCGCCUUCUUAGAGCCACUGAAUUUUGGGAUUUCCCCCCUUGCUCCCUUCUCAACCGCCCUCUCUGAAAGGGGCUCUUCUGAUCCCUCUGAUCUGACCUACUAGAUUUACCUCUCCAGUUUCCUAGAAUCUCUUAAUCGCUGGGUCCCCCAAACUACUACUUUGUUCCUUUCUUAUCUUCUGUGAUUCUUUGAUUUCGGGAGUGCUUUUCUCUAAUUUCCCAAGAUCCUGCCAUCCUCAGGUCCCCUUAACCUGACAGAUUGCCCGUCUCUGAUACUCGCGCUCCUACUACCAGCGCACAAGAUCCCUCGGAUCUAGGACCUGGGUUACCCGGGUUUCCCCAGCUGGGAUCCCGGGCCUCCCCCCAUGGCCGCCGCCCCCUCCUAUCCCACGGGGCUUCCCGGCUCUCCCGGGCCAGGGUCUCCUCCGGCUCCCGGCGUCUUGGAGUUGCAGUCGCCGCCACCGCUGCUGCCCCAGAUCCCGGCUACGGGCCCCGGGGUCUCCUUCCACAUCCAGAUAGGACUGACCCGCGAGUUCGUGCUGUUGCCCGCCGCCUCGGAGCUGGCCCAUGUGAAGCAGCUGGCUUGUUCCAUCGUGGACCAAAAGUUCCCUGAGUGUGGCUUCUACGGCCUUUACGACAAGAUCCUCCUCUUCAAACAUGACGCCACUUCGGCCAACCUCCUGCAGCUGGUGCGCUCAGCCGGAGACAUCCAUGAGGGUGACCUGGUGGAGGUGGUGCUGUCAGCGUCAGCCACAUUCGAGGACUUCCAGAUCCGCCCGCACGCCCUGACGGUGCACUCCUACCGAGCGCCUGCUUUCUGCGACCACUGCGGCGAGAUGCUCUUUGGCCUAGUGCGCCAAGGCCUCAAGUGCGACGGCUGCGGACUGAACUACCACAAGCGCUGCGCCUUCAGCAUCCCCAACAACUGCAGUGGAGCCCGUAAGAGGCGCUUGUCAUCCACGUCUCUGGCCAGUGGCCACUCGGUGCGCCUUGGCACCUCCGAAUCUCUGCCUUGUACGGCUGACGAGCUGAGCCGCAGCACCACCGAUCUUUUGCCUCGCCGGCCACCAUCCUCCUCCUCCUCCUCUUGUGUUUCAUCCUACACCGGCCGCCCGAUUGAGCUGGACAAGAUGCUGCUGUCCAAGGUCAAGGUGCCCCACACCUUCCUCAUUCACAGCUACACACGGCCCACCGUUUGCCAGGCCUGUAAGAAACUUCUCAAGGGCCUGUUCCGGCAGGGCCUGCAGUGCAAAGACUGCAAGUUUAACUGUCAUAAACGCUGUGCUACCCGAGUCCCUAAUGACUGCUUGGGGGAGGCUCUCAUCAAUGGAGAUGUGCCAAUGGAGGAGGCUACUGAUUUCAGCGAGGCUGACAAGAGCUCCCUCAUAGAUGAGUCAGAUGACUCCGGUGUCAUCCCAGGCUCCCACUCGGAGAACGCCCUUCAUGCCAGUGAGGAAGAGGAAGGCGAGGGAGGCAAAGCCCAGAGCUCCCUGGGGUACAUUCCCCUAAUGAGGGUGGUGCAGUCAGUGCGUCACACGACACGGAAGUCCAGCACCACACUGCGUGAGGGUUGGAUGGUUCAUUACAGCAAUAAGGACACGCUGAGGAAGCGGCACUAUUGGCGCCUGGACUGCAAGUGCAUCACACUCUUUCAGAACAACACAACCAACAGAUACUACAAGGAAAUCCCACUGUCAGAAAUCCUCACUGUGGAGUCUGCCCAGAACUUCAGCCUUGUGCCACCAGGCACCAACCUACACUGCUUCGAAAUCAUCACUGCCAACGCCACCUACUUCGUAGGAGAGACUCCUGGUGGGGCCCCAGGUGGGCCAAAUGGGCAGGGUGCUGAGGCUGCCCGGGGCUGGGAGACAGCCAUCCGCCAGGCCCUGAUGCCUGUCAUCCUCCAGGAUGCACCCAGUGCCCCAGGCCAUGCACCACACAGACAAGCUUCUCUGAGCAUCUCUGUGUCCAACAGUCAGAUCCAGGAGAAUGUGGACAUCGCCACUGUCUACCAGAUCUUCCCAGAUGAAGUGCUGGGAUCAGGGCAGUUUGGAGUGGUCUAUGGAGGAAAGCACCGGAAGACAGGCCGAGAUGUGGCGGUAAAGGUCAUUGACAAACUACGCUUUCCCACCAAGCAGGAGAGCCAGCUGCGGAACGAAGUGGCCAUUCUGCAGAGUCUGCGGCACCCUGGGAUCGUGAACCUGGAGUGCAUGUUUGAGACACCUGAGAAAGUGUUUGUGGUGAUGGAGAAGCUGCACGGGGACAUGUUGGAAAUGAUCCUCUCUAGCGAGAAGGGCCGGCUGCCUGAACGCCUCACCAAGUUCCUCAUCACCCAGAUCCUGGUGGCUUUGAGACAUCUUCACUUCAAGAACAUUGUCCACUGUGACUUGAAACCAGAAAACGUGUUGCUGGCAUCAGCUGACCCAUUUCCUCAGGUGAAGCUGUGUGACUUUGGCUUUGCACGCAUCAUUGGUGAAAAGUCAUUCCGCCGCUCAGUGGUGGGCACCCCAGCCUACUUAGCCCCCGAGGUACUGCUCAACCAGGGUUACAACCGCUCACUGGACAUGUGGUCGGUGGGCGUGAUCAUGUAUGUCAGCCUCAGCGGCACAUUCCCCUUUAACGAGGAUGAGGACAUCAACGACCAGAUCCAGAACGCUGCCUUCAUGUACCCUGCCAGUCCCUGGAGCCAAAUCUCAGCUGGAGCCAUCGACCUCAUUAACAACCUGCUGCAGGUGAAGAUGCGCAAGCGCUACAGCGUGGACAAGUCUCUCAGUCACCCCUGGUUACAGGAGUAUCAAACAUGGCUGGACCUCCGCGAGCUGGAGGGGAAGAUGGGCGAACGGUAUAUCACGCACGAGAGUGAUGACGCACGCUGGGAGCAGUUCGUGGCUGAGCACCCACUACCUGACUCCAUGCUGCCAGCAAGCAGGGAAAUUGUUGGGGUGUUUCCGCCACAGGACCACGACAUGCAGGGGCUAGCUGAACGCAUCAGUGUUCUCUGAGGCCCCGUGCCCUUGUCUAGCUGCCGCCCUAGACAGCAGCCCUUCACACCAUCCAGCUAUGAACUUUUCCAGGGGAAGUGGCUUUCUUCCCGAACUAGAUGGGACACGCACAGAGGGUAGGGAGAAUUAUUUCCAAAGGCCCUUCCCUAACAAUUAAAACAGACUCAUCUCUGGCCUCAUGGCCUCAGUCUCUGACCACA
Molecule: messenger RNA, 3484 nt
Organism: Nycticebus coucang (slow loris)
Lineage: Eukaryota; Metazoa; Chordata; Mammalia; Primates; Lorisidae
Gene: PRKD2
Product: protein kinase D2
Exons: 18
Coding region: 648-3284 (878 amino acids)
Biological process (GO): protein phosphorylation
Molecular function (GO): ATP binding; protein serine/threonine kinase activity
Source: RefSeq, a predicted model, not a curated record